AUGUCCAGCCUGAAUUCUUUUUGCCUCGAAACAAGCGCCCCCUCCGUUCCAAUGCCGAACGACUACAUCGCCGCCAAGCCGCUCGCAUCGGUCGCCUCCGUCUCGCUGGAUGGUGCCGGGCCGACGCCGUCCGCCACGCGGCUCGACGACCUCGGCGUCGACGGCGUCGUGAUCGACGGCCUGCUCACAGCCGACGAGUGCUCGCGGAUCGUGCAGGCCGCCGAGGCGAGCGGCGGCUUCGGCUUCUGGGACGCGAGCGGCGACGCGGACAAGCGGCGCGUGCGCAACGCCGACACGCUCGAGUUUGACGACCCGAAGCUGUGCGAGGCGCUCUACCUGCGGCUCGCGCCGUGGCUGACGCCGCGCGUGGCCUUCUCGUCCGAGGAGGAGGAGCUGUUCGAGGCGGAGCUCGAGGGCGAGUGGGUCGCGUGCGGCCUGAACACGCACCUCCUGCUCAACCGAUACGGCGCCGGCGGCCACUUCGCGCCGCACGCCGACGGCUCGACACCUAGAUGCUCCACUCUACUCGACUUCAACCGGCGCAGCCUCUACACAGUGCUGCUGUACCUGAAUGAGUGCGAAGAGGGCGGCGCGACGCAGCUGCUCGUGUCUCUUGACGGGGCGACGAUGGAGCGGCCCGGUGACGGUGUGCGCGUCGCGAGGCCGGCACCGAGGCGCACGGGCGCCGACUGCUCGGCGCAGAACUCAAAGGCCGCGGCGCCCGCCACGCAGUACAUCGCCAGGCUCUUGUACUGCCUGCGCACCGACGUGAUGUAUGAGCGGCGGCCGCCGAUCUGCACCGCGCCGCACGACGCCUACGCCCUGCUGCUGCGCGCGAGGGAGCACGAGGCGGCGGGCGAGCCCAUGGAGGCGGUGGCGCUGUACCGGCGCAUCAAGCGGCUCUCCGACGGCAUCGCGGCGGCGUGCCGGCUGCGGUAG
Emiliania huxleyi CCMP1516 is the source of this 939-nucleotide messenger RNA. RefSeq lists its product as hypothetical. The transcript is spliced from 7 exons. The record is from RefSeq and is a predicted model, not a curated record. Bases 1 to 939 code for a protein of 312 amino acids. Gene Ontology annotation, cellular component: endoplasmic reticulum. Gene Ontology annotation, biological process: peptidyl-proline hydroxylation to 4-hydroxy-L-proline. NCBI's taxonomy places the organism in Eukaryota, Haptophyta, Isochrysidales, Noelaerhabdaceae. Gene Ontology annotation, molecular function: procollagen-proline 4-dioxygenase activity; iron ion binding; L-ascorbic acid binding.